CAGAGGCCUGGCACCAGCAGCUUGUGGACAAGCAUUCCACAGGGGGUGUAGGCGACAAGGUCAGCCUGGUCCUCGCACCUGCCCUGGCGGCGUGUGGCUGCAAGGUGCCAAUGAUCAGCGGACGUGGUCUGGGGCACACAGGAGGCACCUUGGAUAAGCUGGAGUCUAUUCCUGGAUUCAAUGUCACCCAGAGCCCAGAGCAGAUGCAAGCGCUGCUGGAGCAGGCGGGCUGCUGUAUCGUGGGUCAGAGUGAGCAGCUGGUCCCUGCAGACGGAAUCCUAUAUGCAGCCAGAGAUGUGACAGCCACCGUGGACAGCCUGCCACUCAUCACAGCCUCCAUCCUCAGUAAGAAGCUCGUGGAGGGGCUGUCUGCUCUGGUGAUCGACGUUAAGUUCGGAGAGGCCGCCGUCUUCCCCAAUCAGGAGCAGGCCCGGGAGCUGGCAAGGACGCUGGUUGGUGUGGGAGCCAGCCUAGGGCUUCGGGUCGCGGCAGCGCUGACCGCCAUGGACAAGCCCCUGGGCCGCUGCGUGGGCAACGCCCUGGAGGUGGAGGAGGCGCUGCUCUGCAUGGACGGCGCAGGCCCGCCAGACUUAAGGGACCUGGUCACCACGCUGGGUGAGGGGGACGGGGCGCAGGGGAGCGGCGGAGGGGGGUGCUUCCCGCCGGGGACGCCCUGGCCGGGCCGCGCCUAA
Messenger RNA from Mandrillus leucophaeus (drill), 692 nucleotides. It is a transcript of the gene TYMP, whose product is annotated as thymidine phosphorylase. The record is from RefSeq and is a predicted model, not a curated record. Bases 111 to 692 code for a protein of 193 amino acids. Gene Ontology annotation, biological process: pyrimidine nucleobase metabolic process. The transcript has 5 exons. Gene Ontology annotation, molecular function: 1,4-alpha-oligoglucan phosphorylase activity. Gene Ontology annotation, cellular component: cytosol. NCBI's taxonomy places the organism in Eukaryota, Metazoa, Chordata, Mammalia, Primates, Cercopithecidae.